CCAACAUAAGACCAAGUGCAGCAGGACCGUACGUCUCAGAAGACGGCAAAAAUGCACCUCACACUCUUUUUCUUCUGUACCUCUUCAGUGUUCUCCAGCGUCUUUGCUUCGAGCAAUGGCGCUCUACCAGAUUGUUGCCUCAGUAUAAGUCCUAAGAAAGUCAAUGUGACAAGUAUUGUGAGCUACUGGCAGCAGGAUAAUAGAAUUUGUCCAGUCAAAGCAAUUGUGUUCACCCUGGAAAAUGGGAAAUACCUCUGCUCUGAUCCUGACUUAGAUUGGACAAAAAAAGCCAUGCGGAAAAUUGAUGAGGAAGCAGAACAGAUGCCAAACCACAGUUCUGGUCUGGCACCAGAUGCUCUACAGGAGAAGACAGAGGGUUUUGUGAAAACGACCAUGUUGCCUUUGACCAGUAGAUGGCCUCAAGUGCCUGCUCGAGUGGGCAUAUCGACCAGGAAGCGCAAAGGAAAACCACGGCGGAUUAAAAUUAAGAUCAUAAGAAAAAAAGAGAAAGGAAAGAACAAAGGAAAGAAGAAGAAAGAAAAGACCAUCAAGCAACCAACGUUCAAUCACACUUCUUCUUUUACUACGUCUUAAGUUUUCAUGCUUCGUCAGUGCUAUUAACCUGGGUUUAAAUCUUUUUAAGAGUUACACGAGUUGAUUUUGAAUUGUGACGUAAGAAAAACAAGAAAUAAAAUAAAGUUAUUUUGUACUACUUACCCUA
Hemibagrus wyckioides is the source of this 721-nucleotide messenger RNA. RefSeq names its product C-C motif chemokine 2-like. Gene Ontology annotation, cellular component: extracellular region. Bases 52 to 594 code for a protein of 180 amino acids. Gene Ontology annotation, molecular function: chemokine activity; CCR chemokine receptor binding. NCBI's taxonomy places the organism in Eukaryota, Metazoa, Chordata, Actinopteri, Siluriformes, Bagridae. The transcript is spliced from 3 exons. The record is from RefSeq and is a predicted model, not a curated record. Gene Ontology annotation, biological process: cellular response to tumor necrosis factor; immune response; positive regulation of GTPase activity.